Astyanax mexicanus (Mexican tetra) is the source of this 624-nucleotide messenger RNA. RefSeq names its product translation initiation factor IF-2-like. The transcript is spliced from 6 exons. Bases 127 to 600 code for a protein of 157 amino acids. NCBI's taxonomy places the organism in Eukaryota, Metazoa, Chordata, Actinopteri, Characiformes, Acestrorhamphidae. The record is from RefSeq and is a predicted model, not a curated record.
GUGAGACUCAGGUGAAGGAGGAAGUAAAAUUAAGUCGAGUUUCCGCCAUUAGAAGAGGACAGAAGUCCGGAUUCACUCGGGGUCGGUGUCGGCAGUGUUCAGCUGUGUGUGAAUGAAGAAGAGUAAAUGAUGGAUCUUCAGAACUCCAGCAAGGAGAAGAGAGCAGCAUCUCCAGCCCCCAGUGGAGUGUCUAUGAAGAGUGAUGUGUCCAUGAAGAAUCCUCCAGAGUUCAGCAGUGGAGGAGGAAGCUCUGGGUCUCGAACUGAAACCCAGAGAGGAGCUUCUCCAGAACCCAGCUGUGUUUCUAUGAAGAGUGACGCGUCCAUCGGACGUCGACCUGAUUUCAGCAGUGAAGAUAUGACCUCUGACCCACAGGAGAAGAGAGCAGCAUCUCCAGCCCCCAGUGGAGUGUCUAUGAAGAGUGAUGUGUCCAUGAAGAAUCCUCCAGAGUUCAGCAGUGGAGGAGGAAGCUCUGGGUCUCGAACUGAAACCCAGAGAGGAGCUUCUCCAGAACCCAGCUGUGUUUCUAUGAAGAGUGACGCGUCCAUCGGACGUCGACCUGAUUUCAGCAGUGAAGAUAUGACCUCUGACCCACAGUGAGUGAAACACCAAAACCCUUUUACU